This is a messenger RNA of Mycotypha africana, 290 nucleotides long. RefSeq lists its product as uncharacterized. The coding region runs from base 94 to 255 and encodes 53 amino acids. The transcript has a single exon. NCBI's taxonomy places the organism in Eukaryota, Fungi, Mucoromycota, Mucoromycetes, Mucorales, Mycotyphaceae. The record is from RefSeq and is a predicted model, not a curated record.
GGCAAACUUUCGAAAUAUGUUGAAUGGUGAAUUAAAGCUUGUAAACGAUAAUGAUAGAAUGGAGAAUUACUAACAGAUUCCCUAGAAUGAAAAAUGGCAACCGGUGCGGGAAAGGGUUCGGGAAGAUCACCCAUAUUGAUGCCACAGUUACUGUUUCUAAUUUGUGCUGUCUUACGCGGGUUCUAUUAUAAACAUAGGGUUAUUAAGCAAUCCAGCCCUUCUGUUUGGCGACUACUACAAGAAUUAUGGUAUUGACAAGAAUAGAGUGGUACCCUUAACCGGGCAAUACA